UAUAUAUAUAUAUAUAUAUAUAUAUAUAUAUAUAUAUAUAUAUAUAUACUGUUUCGUAACGAAUAAAGUAUCCUCGAGAUUGUGAAGCGACUAAGAAGACUUAUAAUAAAUUUUAUAAGACAAUAGAUCCUUCUUUUUGUCGUCUCUUAUUCCUUAUCGAUUGACUAUCGAUAUCAAUUCCGAUUUUCAUCCCUUUUUUCAUUCACGUUCUUCGUGACAGCAAUCUUUUUCAGACAUGUAUAAGGAAAAUUUUCAAGUAAAAAUUUACAAUAAACCUUCCACGUUCGUCGACUCAUUCUGAUUUGUUAAAGAUGAAUAUUAUUCGAAAUUUAUACUAAAAUUGGUCUUAUAUAAAGUAGUACUAUCAGGCAAGUUACUCGUCAUUUUCAAUUUUCAUCUCUUAAUUAUGUAUUGGUUAGGAAAAUUAUCGUAGAAAUUUCAACGAAAUGCGAAUAUUAUUUUAAUAAUAGAAAGAGAAUUAUUUUAAUAAGUAUUCCGAUAAAAUAAAUUCAGAAACAACAUGACGGACACGGCGGCAGAGAAGAAGGCAGGGAUGAAGGGUGGACCGGGGACAUCCGGCGAGGGUGACGCUCUUCCAAAAAAGAAAAAGCCAGCACGCUUCGAUUUUGGCAGACGAUGGCAUAAAUUCCGUGUUUUGACGCCGAACUCUGCGAUCCUUCGUGGUUCUUACGCGAUGAACGAUCGCCACUUCAAAUACAGAAGCCGUGGUCGUCAAGCUGCUCCAGCAUCGAUCGUAGCUAUCGUCUAUGGCCGUUUAUUCGAGCCGAAAGAAUGGGUGAAAGAAUACGUAGACCAAGUGUUGGAAUACGGAGACAAAGUGUUCCGUACCAGCGUAAUGAGAAAUCACGUAAAAGAUAACGAAUAUAUGAAAGCCAGUCUUGUCCAUCCAGAAUUCUACAUUUCCAAUUACAAAGUCUUAGUCUGCGUAGAAGAGACAGGAAUUUAUGGAAACUUGUUGAGUGAAGCUGUCGGUUGUCCGGACUUUGCGGAUGGAUUGCAAAAGUUCUUUCAGAAUAAUGACGCGGGAGUAAUCACAGCUCAAGGAACAUCUAUGGCCAUGUGGCGUCAUCCUGAAAUCGGUUUUUUAUUCUUUGAUCCAGCACCCUGUGACGAGGAAGGUGUUCACCAUCCAGAUGGUGUAGCCUGUGUCAUGAGAUUCAAAUGUCUGAACGAUAUUCGCGAUCAUUUCCUCAAGAGUAUGGACCAGAGAUACGAUUCCAGAUAUUGCAUCGACAAGGUGACUGUGUUGAAGGUCACCGAAGUAGGUCGUGGAUAUAUUGAUCGUUUACCGAGCAGCUUGUACGUCGAUAGAAGCGUUUUAAGAACUAUCAAUCCUGUCGACAUCGAUGAGAAUAAAAUGGACUGCACCAAACCGGUACCAAAGGGACAGAAGAAGCAGGUUGUUGUAGCAGCUAAGAUUCAUAGAGAACCUUUACAAAUUACCAUUUCGAACUACAGUAUUGAUAAGCGUUUUGCAACAGAUCCUCUCGUAGAUCAGAAUAAAUUUGAUACUGGUUACAGUUACGAGGACAUGCACGUGAACGUACCAUCGACGUUUAGGGAGCUUCCGGGUUCUAUGGCGAUUCUCCACGGGCUGACUCACGAGCACAGUGAGAUGUACAAAGGCAAAGGAGCUCAGAAUGUAGCAAACUGUGUUCUGGCUAUCGCCAUGAAGAAGGUUCACCCGGUAAAAACGUGGUUAAGGCCAAAGUUAGACGAAAUAUUGGCUUUGGGCGAUAUUUUGUACGCCGAGGUGAAGUCUGCCAAGCCAAUGAUGAAAAAUAUGACUGCUCCUGAUUUGAACGAUAUCAAAAUCGAAUUAGAAGGGAGAAAAUUGGUUAUAGACGUAGAUUUGAUCACGGUCACUGGAACGAUCUCUUCCAAGAUACCAACUGUGUUGAAUCUGAGACAAGCUUUGGAAGAAUUCUUUCUGGUUAAUACAGAAGGAGUAAUUGAAUCUUCUUCCAUGUCCGUGGCGAUUUGGAGUCAAGAUGAUUGUUUCUAUAUGUUUGAUCCUCGCCAGUGUGACGUGAUUGGUGUUAGGAUUCGAGAGGAAAAGGGUGGGAAAGGCGCCAAGGCUGAGAAUUCUCAAAAGAAAAAGGGCAACUGUUGUGUGAUAAGAUUCCCUACUACCGACGCGUUGGCUGCUUUAUUUUUGAAAAAUUUGGAACAGGCGAAGAAAAACGAUCGUUUUACCAUCAGACAUAUUACAAUUCCAGAUGACGUUCCUGGAACCAGACCGUGGCACGAUUUCCAGCCGGGAACGCCAGGAGAAACGUGGGUUCUUCAGGGAACUAUAUCAAACGACGACGAAGGCUUUGAGGACGAAAGUAGAGGAAUUCAGGGACUGGCUAUGCCAGUGAUAGCUUUAGUUGCUGCUAGGGAAACACCGCCCGCGAAAUGGACCAACGAGAUCGUUGACACCGUAGUUAGAGAAGGAGACGCUUAUUACAAUUGGUGUAAUCCGCUUAUGGAAGUUGGUGAAGAUGUUGAACGAUAUUUCUUCGUGCCAAAUUUGAAGAAGAAUCUGUACUUUAAAAAUAGAAAGGUAAAAAUUGAUGUGGAAGAAGGAACUGUUGUUGGAGACUUGACUUCACCAGCCGAUUCCGAUGUUCCAAAUUUGGUCUCAGCUUUAAACCAAUUUUUCGAAGAGUAUCAGUAUGGAAUCGUUGACGUGAAGAAUAUGAGCGUGGCCGUGUGGAAAGUUGAAGAAGAAGUAAAAGAAAAGGACGAAAUGGUCCCACAGAACGUGUAUUACUGUUUCGAUCCUAAUCCUCGAAACAAGCAGGGUUUAUGGUUAAUCGAUGAAAUGGAAGAUGAAGAGAACGCAGCCUGUGUAAUUCGAACUUUGGAUCUGUCUGUUCUGGCGAGUAUAAUCGAAACGAAUGCCGGCCAGGAUUCAGAAACAAACAACGAAUUCGCCAUUCAUAAUAUGAAAGUCGUUUCUAUAGGUCAAGAAAUGACCGAAGAAGAAGUUGAAGCAGACAAACAGAUUCCAGUGAAGCCUGAUUUGAACAAUUAUUUCAACAUGGGUGACAAUGGAGCUAUCUUACUAGGGAGUUUCAAUCAAGCUAACGAGGUGAUGUUUAAAAGGCAAACUAGAGACAAACAGCAGGCUGGAAGUGCCUUGGCAACAUUAGGAAUGACCAAACUAUAUAAUCCUCAUUUAUGGUACAGAGAAGUGGUGGACGAUAUUCUUAAAAUAGGUGAUAAGAUUACUACAGACAAUUUAGAGAAUCUUCCAGAAGGAGCAGAGGAGGAAGAGACUCCAAGAACUUAUCUUAUCCCUAGUGAAAUUAGCGAAGAUUUCGCUGUUGGAGUGAAUAGAAUAUACGUUAGCCUCGAAGAAGACACUGUUACUGGCAAGGUAACUGAUCUACAGUCGCAAUUGGAGACUUUCUUUGAAAUGAACGCUAUGGGAAUAUUUAGGCAAGAUCACGUAAUAAUGCCUAUUUGGAGAGAAGGCGAAGUAUUCUUCACGAUGGAUCCUAAAGGAAGAGAUACUCGAGGAGAGCCUCGCGAAAGAGACGGCACUGCUGCUGUAAUGUGGUUCACCGACAUAGAGUCACUCGCUAACGCAAUUACAGCGGUUGCUACCGGUGAAGAUUUCACUUUGGACGUGGUCAGCCUGGAUAACGCAUACGAGACACGCGUAGCUGAAGAAGAACGUCCAGCGAAGCCGAGUUCAGGAGACAAUCCGUGGUAUCAUUUCCCUAAAAUGACAGAAGGCGUAUGGACCAUCGAUGGCACAAUUGGUAUGGACGAUAUGAAGUUCGAGAGAGUCAAUCGAAACAACCAAACCGCUGCCAUUGCUGUGAUGGCCAUUGUGUUUGCGAAAGUAUAUGAACCGAGAUACUGGACGCAAGCUGUGCUCGAUGAGGUUAUAGUGACUGGAGACAAACUACACUCAAAAUGUGUAGAUAGACUUGGAGGGGGUACCAUUCCAAGGAUCAAUGAUAUUAUGACAGAGUUUUUCCUUUCGUCUCGUCGAAUAAAUUUAAGCAUCAAAGACUGCGUCGAAGCUGGGAGUCUGACAGCCAAGCCACCUAAAGUUCAAGAUUUAAAGACUGGGAUAACUAACUUCUUCUCUAAGUACAAGUCAGGCGCGCUGACUAUCAGUCCGAACAGAAAUAUUGCUCUUUGGAAAUUCAACAACGAUUACUAUGCUUUGAUACCAGAUUGGACGACCACUUCAGACGAGACAGUACUAGUGAGACCCAAAGUGUUACGUUUUACUAACAUUGCCACUCUUAUAGAGUAUCUUCAGAACUUCUUAGGAAGCGAAGGCGACUAUGAAAUGAUUGCUAUCGACGUGGUCAAUUGGAACAAGCUUCCACCGUGGAAGUUCGACCCUAGUUCUGCUGUUCGUCCUUCGAAUCUGCCACCUUUGAACGCUUACAGAAGAGUUCGUGGCGAAGCUCGAGCAAUUUUAAGAGGAAGUUAUCAUCAAGGUGACGAGAUCUUCCCUGAACAAUUAAGAAACAAACAGGAAGCCGCGAAUUGCGUCGUUGCUCUAGGGAUGUCUGUAGUGAAGAACCCAGUCACUUGGACGAAGAAGACUAUGGAUGAAAUUUUAGCCAUGGGCAUCAAUGUUCACAGAGAAACGAAAAAAGCAAAGCCAACGAUAAUUCGUGUGAAACCGAAAGACAUUAUCAGAGUGUUCUACGUAGGAGUUAAUAUUUUGACAGCCGAUAUAGAAUCAGGAACAGUGGCUGGAAUAGUCGCGAUUCCUCCGCCGGAUCCUGAGGACAAGAAGAAGAAGAAGGGAAAGCGAACGAGGCGAGCUAGAACUAGAAAAACCAGGAGUAGAAGACCUCAAAGGGUUCGAGCUCCACCUCCACCACCGAUACUUCUCGAACAGGGUGUACCUCUGUUCUUUGAGAAAAAUCGUGCUGGAAUCGUGGUGACUGAUCGUGGAGCAGUGGCUAUUUGGAAAGAUAUGGGCGUCUACUUUAUGUACGAUCCUCGUGCACGAAGCGAUCAGGGUCUCCAAGAUUUCUAUGGUACCUCGUGCGUCAUGUGGUUCGCUUGCUUAGAACCACUUUACGAGGUUUUAUUCGCUAACAUCGACGAACAAGAAAAGUAUGGUCAUUACGAGAUCUGUAGAGUUAUUAUCAAGACCGCCAUGAUCGAACCUUUACCAUGUCCAGCUGGUUUCAGACCAUAUUUCGACUGCACAGGCCCGCCAAUUCCAGUAAUUCCAAUGGUAGGGGCGAAGAAGAAUACUACGUUGGAUGUGGAGACAGUUACAGAAUAUAAUAUCGUGGAUGAAGAGCUGAGCGUUCUUCGUGGUACGUUGCACAUGCAUCAUAGAAUUUGGAGUACGGAUACAAGAGGCUUCCAAAGUACAGCAAUCGCUGCCGUGGCUAUUGUGGUUGGUCUUCUUCACGUGCCAUCUACCUGGACACCUGAAUUAAUCGACGCUAUUUUGAGAUACGGAGAUUUAUUACAUUCGGACAGUGUACGAGCCACACUUUCAGGGAACAGGAACUUAUCUCCCAGUGAAUUGUUGACUGUCUUCAUUGUUGGGGAUUUUAGAGCUACGAUACAUAUUCAUAAUCAUACUACAGCUGGAUUGCUGCAUACCUUUGAUUUGUCUGAGUCUUUGGCCAUGUUCUUCCGAUCGAAUUGUGCUGGGAUUCUUCAUACAAAUAAUAUGGCGGUCGCAGUGAUGCAGCAUUAUGGCAAGUUUUAUCUAUUUGAUCCUUGCGCCAGAGAUGAUCAGGGAAGGCCCAGUUUCGAUGGUGCGGCCUGUGUGAUGAAGUGUGAAAAUAUUAUGAACAUGGCCAAGGUGUUUGUAACUAAUUGCAACUUGAAGACACCGAACGUGUACACUUUGAACGCUGUGAAUGUGCUGAGCUUGUACUUUUUCUCAGACGCAAAGACCCAAUGUCCGCCCAAGUGUAUUCAAUGAUGAGAAUUACCUAUUUUUGUCCUGUUUUUGGUUUUAAAUGGGAAAUUUGUUUAGCUAUAUCGUAAUAAAGGUUCAGUCUUCUGUUCUUCACAUUCAUGUUUGGAAUAUGUUUUGAAUAAAUCGGAUUGAUUAUUAAUCCUUUACAUUCGUGAAACAUUUUAUUAAGUUCUCUUUUAUUUAUUAAUUCGAUAAUUUUAUAAAUUGAACACAUUUAUAAAAUUCAUAUUUAUGGUUCAAAAAAAAAAAAAAAAAUAUCGUGCUAUGGUAGCUAACAACGAUGAGGUAUUCUUUGAAGAAAAACAAGAAUUUUCGGAAGACUAGUACUUUUUAUUUAAUUUUCAUUCCAUUCUUUGCUUCUUCUUUCCUGGUUUUCCACCAACUGUUCAAUAAUAUAAUCGAAAACGAAGUUUCAUCGCAGUUCAAUGCGAGCAUCGGUCUAGAGAAACCGGUACGCCUCGCUUAUCCUUGAAACUCCAAGAUAGAACCGAUAAUUUCUCUAGAAUCGUAUCAAAGUUGUAUCCCGUUACGUGUUAAACCGUUCUUUGUCCAAAAAUCAAUCAAGCCGUGUAAUGUCAUUUCAAAACCACUCUCGAUCAGAAACACGAUUAGUAUGUAAUUACAUACUUGGAAACAUUUUCCCAAGCGAGACACUUGCGUCUUUAGCAGCCACACUGACUUGGACGCGAAGAACGGGCAAGUAAAGGUGAAAACAGACAAUAAAUCGACGCGGUCGACAACAUUCUCAAAUUGCUAAUUUUAUUUAUAGGUUUCUUUAUGACACAAAUCACUUUUAGCAUCUACAAUGAGUAGGAGUACAGGCUAUACGAGAAUGAAUUUGAUACAGAUCACUUAUUUAGUGUAAAUACAAUGUAUCCUCUUCAAUUACACGCUAUAUAAACUAGAUACUUAGAAAACACUGUACAACGCAGCUGAGAACUGUCGGUGAUACUUUACAAUAUGUUACAAGCACUCCUUGAAGCGAGACGAGCCUAACCGCGCCUGAACUUUCUUCCUUUUCCUCGCCAUGAAAAAGAAGAAACACGAUUCAUAAUCGCUAGCAGUUAGGGCGUUCCCGAGUGACUUUUCGUAUGACGUUUCUCACGUGGUCUGUAGGCCGUGUUUACAAGCGGAUCCCGGAAGCUAUUCCACAUUUAUCACGCUCCUAUCUAACAUUCUUUCGUUUCACGAACACGUUCUCUCCAUCUCCUCCUUAUUUUUUUCUUAAAAUGUUACCUAUGAGGGAUAGCUUCCUCGUCCCUGACCACUCGUGGGGGUCACGACGGACCCUCGUGACGUCGUCUCGUUCCUCGCAAAGUGAAUUAACGCCGAGUUUCGAGGGCAGAAUUCGAAUAAACGACAGACUCGCGGGUUUUGAUUCGGUAAAAAUAAUCGUCCUGACUGUCCACCCGUUUUUCCCAUCGAUUCGCCUGUUUACCACGAGUAAAACUGACUUCAAAUUGCGCACAAUGUAUUCAUGGUAGAUCUUUUUCGAUAGAUUAUUUAUGGUAUCACCAUAGAGAGAACGAAUAAACGGAUCAUGGAACGAAUGCGCGGUAGUCAGGACGAUAUUAUGGACAAUGUGUCGCGGUUACAAGUGUAAUUCUCUCGUCGUUCAACGAGGAAAUGCGUUUAAAUGCUUUUCUAUCUGCCGUUGAAAACGAGCGUCUACACGUUCAUGGAUGAUCUCUGCCCCCGUAACUCGGUUUUUCGCGCACACCAGUCAUCGUCUCAUGCACACACGCACGCAUACAUACACGCGAUAUACACACGGAAUAAUACAUCACACGGAUUAACGAGUCUUUUUCUUUGUGGCUAACGUCUGUCAGUACAAUCGGUAGUCCUUUUCUUGCUCGCUCGAUAGCUUUCUCUCUUUCUUUCUUUCUCGCGAUCGUUCCGUGAACCGCUGGUCGUCCUUGCCCGUACUUGUUCGUUUGAAGCCUCGUCCGCUCGAUCGUAUCUCGAUACGCGAUUCAAACCGUUUUCUAGCUGUCGAUUCUAUUGUUCUCUUAGCCUCCAAGUAUGUUCGACAUAAAUAUUGAAUUCUUUUUUUUUUUGACAAAAUUGAAAAUCGGAAGAUCAUUCCUUUCAUUCCAUAGGAUUGAAAUAUUGAAACUUAAUACUCAAAGAAUAUAAAUUACAAGAUAUCUCUGUUUCUGAAAAUUGAAUACAACAUCUCUAUGUUUCGAGGAUAGUACAACUCUUUGCGAUCGAAAUUUAUGAUAUCUCUAGGAAAGCAUGCUUUUGACUGUCUUGGUUAUUCGUACGUAAUACGGUAAGCUUUUGUCAUUUAUUGCGAUCAAAUUUGAGAAUUUAUUUGAGAAUUUGAAAACUAUUCAGUGAGAAGAGAAAUUGCGCGAACAUACGUCUACAUUUUUCAAAACUUAUUUCAUUUACGUAUCGUCAUGUACAAACGCAAUAUAUUUAUCGCAACCACUACUUUUUAAUUUCCAGUUUAAAAUGAGAAACGGCAAUCGAUCUUCACUGUCCGGUUUCAGCACGAACCAGCUAUAUAGAGAUUUAAUCGGUAAAUAUCAUCGACAGAGAUUCGUGUUCAAAAUCUCACGAUGGUUCGUCGAACUAUGCAAAACCUUGGAUCAGCCUCUAGGAAUAUUAGACAGCAUUUAUCAAUUUACAGAGCACGGUAGCCGAGGAUCGUGGCUGGAUCUCGAAGAGUCUUCAUGAUUCGUGACGCUAGAAUGUAAGGAUCGCGUGCAGAGGCGUUCGCGAUCGAGUGGGAACGAGGCAAUGAAGGGAGAGAAGAAAUCGGUGGCCGAGGUAAAAACACGGCAAAAGAACCAAGAGGCGCAGACCCGUGGUGAACGCAGAAACAACCGUUUCGUACACGACUGACAGAGGCUUCUAGAGGUUCGAAAACGGAUCGUAAAUCGUAAAAAAGUAUUGUAUUAUCGUUAUAAUAUUGGCAUGAUGUCGUUAUGGCACGUUUCAAGUUUAAAUGUUCGGUCGACGCGUAUUACAAGCUUUUUAUCUUACGUUCUCGCUAUACAGGCAUUAAUUGUGGUCGCUUCAGUCAAGAUUUUUAUCGAGAAGAAAAACGUGGAAAUAGAGAAGAACAUAUACAUGUAUAAAAAAAAAAAAUAAAAA
This is a messenger RNA of Bombus huntii, 9037 nucleotides long. RefSeq lists its product as uncharacterized. The transcript has a single exon. Bases 521 to 5935 code for a protein of 1804 amino acids. Lineage: Eukaryota; Metazoa; Arthropoda; Insecta; Hymenoptera; Apidae. The record is from RefSeq and is a predicted model, not a curated record.